Plasmodium malariae is the source of this 1122-nucleotide messenger RNA. RefSeq names its product acetyltransferase, GNAT family, putative. The transcript has a single exon. Gene Ontology annotation, molecular function: histone H4 acetyltransferase activity; histone H2A acetyltransferase activity; protein N-terminal-serine acetyltransferase activity. The coding region runs from base 1 to 1122 and encodes 373 amino acids. Lineage: Eukaryota; Apicomplexa; Aconoidasida; Haemosporida; Plasmodiidae. Gene Ontology annotation, cellular component: nucleus. The record is from RefSeq and is a predicted model, not a curated record.
AUGAAAAAAUUAAAGGAUGAUAUAAAAGUAAGCCAAAGUGGAAAAAUAAACAGGACUAAGAAAAAAAGUAUUAAUAAAAGUGAGCAGAAUGUGAAAAACACUAAUGGGAGUAAAAAUAAGGAUGUGAAAGAUGAUAAGGAAAUAGUUAAACGUGUUAAGAGAUGCCGAAGCAAUGAUAAUAUUUUUAAUUUUAUUGAUGCGAAAUAUAGGAAGUACUUUCUGAGAUGGGGGAAUACCACAAAGAUGGCUUGCAAAGUGGAAUGCAAAGGGAAAUCUGUUGACCGAUAUGCAGACCAACGUGUGGAUCGAUAUGCAGACCAACGUGUGGAUCGAUAUGCAGACCAACGUGUGGAUCGAUAUGCAGACCAACGUGUGGAUCGAUAUGCAGACCAACGUGUGGACCGAUAUGUAGACCAACGUGUGAUGGGUAGUCAUGUAGUCUUUUUCGAGUCGAUAAAUGCAUAUGAAUUAAAAAAGUACAGUGUAAGUGAAGUACUGUUCAGAACACUUUUAGAAAUAACAAAGGUUAACAUGGAAGGACUGUACAAUGAAAGCAAUUUUUUGAACAGAGGAUGGAUUGAUAGUACUAAAUGGAAGGAAUUAACAAGUGACAGGUGCAAAUUAAUUCUAGGGUUUAUAAAAUAUUGUGAAUCAUGUAAUAACAAUACCAAUGAUUGCAAUUUUGUUGGAAAUGAUAAGCUUAGUGAAGAUUGUGUGGAAGGAGAAGAUAAUUUUCUAAAUAUAUUAAAAUGUAAUAACAUAGAAAAAAUGAACAAGUACUUAUGUAAAAAUAAAUUAAUUUGCUUUGUUCAUUAUCGGCUAACACCUGACUACUAUCCCUAUGAAAAAAAUAUAAUUUGCUAUUUAUAUGAGAUUCAAAUAGUUUACGAUUACACUAAAUUAGGCCUUGGGAAAUAUUUAAUAAGUAUGCUAGAAAACCUAUGUAAACAUAUUAAGUUGAAGAAAAUCAUUUGUACAGUUUUGAAAAAUAACAUCAAUGCUGUAUCAUUUUAUAAAAAUAAAUGUUCGUUCGAAAUUGAUGAUAGUUCCCCUGAUAAUUUCCCUUCGGAUAACUCAAAGCCUUGUCCAUACGAAAUUUUAAAAAAAGAAAUUCAAUUAUAA